GGAACUUCCGGUUAUGAGUAGCCGUGAAUUACAUUACGAAGCGGUCUUGGUAGGCGACGGCGGAGACUGGUUUUUCCCCCUCACCUGCAGAAUCUGAAAGGGGAAAAAAUGUCAUCCGAUUCCAGCAAGAAACGGAAGCCCAAGGUUAUCCGCACAGAUGGAGGACCACAGGAGGGCAAGAGAAGCAGGCCAGAUGCUGACCAGGAUGCCAGAUACUACAGCGAGGAGGCAGAAGUUGAUCUGCGAGACCCCAGUAAAGAUUAUGAACUUUACAAACAGACUUGCCAGGACCUUCAGAAGCUUAUGGCAGAGAUCCAGGAGCUGAAAAGCAAAGGCAACAAAGACAGUGCUGCUGAGAUAGAGGAACGUCGCAUUCAGAGCUGUGUGCACUUCAUGACCCUGAAGAAACUCAACCGUUUAGCUCACAUUCGAUUAAAGAAGGGAAGGGACCAGACUCAUGAGGCCAAACAGAAGGUGGACGCAUAUCACUUGCAGCUACAGAAUCUGUUGUAUGAAGUCAUGCACCUGCAGAAGGAGAUCACAAAAUGCCUGGAGUUCAAAUCCAAACAUGAGGAAAUUGAGCUGGUGAGCACUGAAGAGUUCUACAAAGAAGCCCCUCCAGAAAUCAGCAAGCCGGAGGUCACAACUGAUGACCCUCACCAGCAGACUCUUUCCCGUCUCGAUUGGGAGCUGGAGCAGCGCAAACGGUUGGCAGAGAAAUAUAAAGAAUGCCUAGCCAACAAAGAGAAGAUUCUGAAAGAGAUAGAAGUGAAGAAGGAAUAUCUGAGCAACCUCCAGCCUCGACUCAAUAGCAUUAUGCAGGCUUCUCUCCCUGUCCAAGAGUACCUCUCACUACCUUUUGACCAGGUGCACAAGCAGUACGAGACAGCCAGGCACCUCCCACCGCCUCUUUACGUUCUCUUUGUCCAAGCUAGUGCCUAUGGCCAGGCCUGUGGUGAGUCUUUUUAAUUACUGGGGGAAUGUGAUCUCCAGCC
Messenger RNA from Gekko japonicus, 995 nucleotides. RefSeq names its product THO complex subunit 5 homolog. Gene Ontology annotation, cellular component: THO complex part of transcription export complex. The transcript is spliced from 8 exons. Bases 109 to 969 code for a protein of 286 amino acids. Lineage: Eukaryota; Metazoa; Chordata; Lepidosauria; Squamata; Gekkonidae. Gene Ontology annotation, molecular function: mRNA binding. The record is from RefSeq and is a predicted model, not a curated record. Gene Ontology annotation, biological process: mRNA export from nucleus; positive regulation of DNA-templated transcription, elongation.